Molecule: messenger RNA, 6537 nt
Organism: Chiroxiphia lanceolata (lance-tailed manakin)
Lineage: Eukaryota; Metazoa; Chordata; Aves; Passeriformes; Pipridae
Product: deleted in malignant brain tumors 1 protein-like
Exons: 16
Coding region: 1592-5698 (1368 amino acids)
Cellular component (GO): membrane
Source: RefSeq, a predicted model, not a curated record
CGCGUCCUGCAGGUCCCAGGUGUCGUCGCAGACGGUUCCCCACUUGUGCUCGCGGAACAGCUCCACCCGCCCCGCGCAGGCGCUGGAGCCGUUGGCCAGGCGCACCUGGAGCUGCGACGCCGCCUCCGCACCUGUGGGGCAGGACAGGUGUGGCGCUCCUGGGCGGGGCUCCAGGUGUGGCUGGGGUGUGGCUUCAGGCGGGAAAAGGGGUUCUGGGGCCAACAGGUGAGCAUUGGGAGGGGUUUGGGGGUCGACAGGUGGCUCCGGGAGGGUCUUGGGCUCGGGAGUGAGCAGGUGUGGUUCUGGGUGGGUUUAGGUCGGUGAUGGGGUGGAGAAAGGUGUUCUGGGGCCAACAGGUGAGUCUGGGAGGGUUCUGGGCUCAGGUGUGGUCACAGAUAGGUCCAACCAGAUAAACCCCCCCUUCCCCACCUCCCUGAGCCCCCACCCACCCCUCCCCAAGCCCCACCCGCCUCACCUGCACACACCACGCCCACGUCAGCGCCGUGCUCACAGCUGGUGUCUCCCCAGGGCCCCACCUGGCACUCACCCAGGUGGUCCUCGGUGCCCGUGCAGGUGACCCGGUCCAGCCACACUGGCCCCUCCCCCUGCCCGAAGUGGGCCCCACCUGGCGCCGACAGGGCGGGGCCACAGCCCACCUGGCGACAGACCACCUGAGCCUCGGCCAGGCCCCAGGUGUGGCCGCAGAGCGUCCCCCACCUGUGCAGGUAAAGCACCUCCACGCGCCCCGCGCAGCGCCCGGGGCCGCCCACCAGGCGCAGCGGGACAGGUGAGGGUGGGGCCAGGGCGGGACCUGGGUGGGCAGGGAGAGAACAAGAGGAGAGUCAGGAUAGGUGUGGAGGGGGUCAGGUGUGUCUCAGGUGUGACCCUGAAGUCCAGGUGUGACCCCAGGGACAGGUGUGACCCCAAAGUCCAAGUGUCUCCCAAUGUCCAGGUGUGUCCCCACCUCAGCUGUCCCCCCCCAGCUGUGUCCCCCCCACUCACCGUUCAGGGACAGGUAGAGGAGCAGCCCCAGGUGGCUCUGCAGGUAAAGGAGCCUCAUGUCGGGAGUGCACACCUGGGCACAGGUGAGGUCCCAGCAGGGGCUGAGGUGGGCACAGGUGUGGCCUGCACAGGUGAGAAUGUAUGUCUAGAACAGAUGACGUCACAGGUGAGAAGGUGUAUCCUGCACAGCUGAGAAGGUGUGUCCUGGACAGGUGAGUGCCCCCCCAACACCUGAGGACCCCCAGUCACACCUGAGUCCCUCCAACACACCUGAGGACCCCCAAACGCACCUGGGAACACCCAGACAAACCUACGUCCCCCCAGUGCUUUAAGGACCUGCCACACCUGAGUUCCCCCCACACCUGAGACCCCCCAGACACACCUGGGGGCCCCCAGACACACCUGAGCCCCCCCCCCCAGCGGUUUUAGGGACCCCGAGACACACCUGAGCCCCCCAGGUGGGAUUUACCUGCCCCCCCGAACCAGGUGCGGCCCCCUCAGGUGUCCCCUCCGCGUGCCGGGGCUGGGGGAGGGGGAACCUCUGGACCCUCCUGGGUUUGUCCCGGUUUUCUUCCUGGAAAAGCCGCUGAUGCAACCGCGGGGUCACCGGGGGGGGGGGGAAGGGUCACCUGGACACCUGGCGCAGGUCCAGGGGAGGAGGGGCCACCCCAGUUCGCCCUCCCAGUUGAAUGCCAGGACCCCUUCCCUCCCCCCCACCUGGGACCAGCUCACCUGGGCCGGGAUGGGGGGCUCAGGUGGCUCAGGUGGGCACCGGACCCUCCCCAGGGGGGACCCCCUCACCUGGAGGGGGGCGGCGCUGAGGACCCUCCUGGCCGUGACGUACCUGUGCGGUGUGUCCCCGUCCCCCCCGGGGGUCUCCGUGCGCCUCCAGGGGGGUCCCGACGGCUGCUCGGGGCGGGUUGAGGUGCUGCACAACCUCACCUGGGGCACCGUGUGCGACGACGGCUGGGGCGUGGCCGAGGGCGAGGUCACCUGCGCCCAGGUGGGCUGCGGGCGGCUGCGGGCGCUCGCCCCCGGCGCCAGGUACGGCGAGGGGGAGGGGCCCAUCUGGCUGGACGAGGUGAAGUGCGCGGGGCACGAGGGGCACCUGGAGCAGUGCCGGGCGCGGCCCUGGGGGCAACACAACUGCGCCCAUGGCGAGGACGUGGGCGUCGAGUGCGCAGACUCGGUGACGUCAUCACUGGGCUCCCUGCAGCUGCGGGAGGGCCCCGAUCGCUGCUCGGGGCGGGUGGAGCUGCUGCACCUGCACAGGUGGGGCACGGUCUGCGACGACGGCUGGGACCUGCAGGAUGCUCAGGUGAUCUGCCACCAGCUGGGCUGCGGCCACGCCCUCGCCGCGCCCGGCCGCGCCCACUUCGGCCGGGGCCACGACGUCAUCUGGUUGGACGAGGUGAACUGCACCGGGACGGAGAAUUCCAUCCUGGAAUGUCCCACCAAGCCCUGGGGGGACAACAACUGCUUCCACGGGGAGGACGCCGGCGUCAUCUGCUCAGCCUCCAGGAUGGCAGUGCCCACCGAGGUGCGCUUGGCCAACGGCUCCACCCGCUGCCAGGGGCAGGUGCAGGUGUUCUACGGGGGCACCUGGGUGGCCCUGUGCGACCACGGGUGGGGCCUGGCCGAGGCCCAGGUGGUCUGCAGGCAGCUGGGCUGUGGCCACGCCCUCUCCGCACCUGGAGGCUCCUGGUUCGGGCGGGGGCAGAUGAAGGUGUGGCCAGGGAGCAUCACCUGCAUGGGGACGGAGCAGGAGCUCCUGGGCUGCCAGGUGAAGCCCUGGGAGAACCGCACGUGUCACCUGGGCGGGGCAGCAGGCGUGGUCUGCACAGGUAACCCCGAGGCCGACCAAGUGCGCCUGGUGAGCUCCGGCAGCCGCUGCGCCGGGAGGGUCGAGGUGUUCCACAACGGCAGGUGGGGCACGGUCUGUGAUGACACCUGGGACCUGGCGGACGCCCAGGUGGUCUGUCGCCAGGUGGGCUGCGGGAAGGCCCUGUCGGCACCUGGGAGGGCCCAAUUCGGGCGGGGCACUGGCUUCAUCUGGUUGGACGAGACCAACUGCACGGGGGCGGAGCCUCACCUGUCCGCCUGCCCCGCCCGGCCCUGGGGUCGCAACGACUGCUACCACGGCGAGGACGCAGGUGUGGUGUGCUCAGACUCCCUGAUCCCGGAGCCACCUCACCUGCGCUUGACCAACGGCUCCCACCGCUGCGCCGGGCGGGUGGAGCUGCUUCACCUGGACAGGUGGGGCGGAGUCUGUGCCGGGGGCUGGUCCCACGAGGCCGCCCAGGUGGUCUGUCGGUACCUGGGCUGCGGCACCGCCCUGCGAGGGGCGGAGUUCGGCACACCUGGGCAGGUGUGGCUCGACCAGGUGAGCUGCCAAGGGACAGAGAAGAACCUCGGGGAGUGUCGGACGAGCCCAUGGGCCCAGCGCACCUGUGAGGGUGGGAGAGCCGCAGGUGUGGUGUGCUCAGGUGCAGAGCCGUCGGGCGGUGCCCAGGUGCGCCUGGUGGGCGGCCCAGGUGAGUGCGCGGGGCGGGUCGAGGUGCUCCACGCCGGCGCCUGGGGGACGGUCUGCGACGACACCUGGGACUUCGCCGCCGCCGCCGUCGUGUGCCGCUCCCUGGGCUGCGGCCAGGUGAUCUCGGCCCCGCCCCGCGCGCGCUUCGGGGAGGGGCGUGGCCCCAUCUGGCUGGACGGGCUCACCUGCCAGGGCCAUGAGGGGCACCUGGGCGAGUGUCGCCACAAGAGCUGGGGCAUCCACGGCUGCGAGCACAACGAGGAUGCCAGCGUGGUGUGCGCAGGCUCUCACCUGGCCGACCUGACCCACCUGCGCUUGGCCGAUGGUGCCGACAGGUGCUCGGGGAGGGUGCAGGUGCUCCACGCCGGGCGCUGGGGCGGGAUCUGCGCCCACUCCUGGCACCUGGCGGCCGCCCAGGUGGUCUGUGCCCAGGUGGGCUGUGGGGGGGCAGCGGGUGUGAACCAGGUGAGGCCAGGCGAGGGCGAGCUCACCUGGCUGGAGGCUGUUACCUGCCGGGGGGACGAGGGGGCCCUCCUGGAGUGCCAGGUGAAGGGUUGGGGGGGGCCCCGCACCUGCAGCCAUGGAGGACACGCCUAUGUCAUCUGUAGAGGUGUGACCCAGGGGCGCUCCGGUGAACCUGAAAGCUCAGGUGAGCCAGGUGAGCUCCGCCUGGCUGACGGCCCCCACCGCUGCUCGGGGCGCGUCGAGGUUCUCCACAACCACACCUGGGGCACCGUCUGCGGCCGCACCUGGGACCUGGCGGCUGCCCAGGUGGUCUGCCAUCACCUGGGCUGCGGCCACGCCCUCAGCACACCUGGAGCCGCCCGUUUUGGGGCGGGGUCCGGUCCCACCUGGCUGGACGGCUUCAGGUGCGUUGGCAACGAAACCACCAUCGCCCAGUGCCCGGGCAGCACCUGGGGGCGGCACACCUGCGACCACCUGGACCACGCUGGGGUCGUGUGCUCAGGUGCCCCCCCAGCAGGUAACUCCAGCUCGGGUGAGGUGAGGUUGGUGGACGGGCCUCACCUGUGCAUGGGGCGUGUCGAGGUGCUCCAUGACGGCCAAUGGGGGACGAUCUGUGAUGACAGCUGGGACCUGAAGGAAGCCCAGGUGGUCUGUCGCCAGGUAGGCUGCGGGGAAGCCCGGGCUGCCCAUGGCCACGCCCAUUUCGGGCAGGGGGCGGGGCCCAUCUGGCUGGAUGACAUCACCUGCACGGGGGAUGAGACGCACCUGGCGCAGUGCCGCGCCCAGCCCUGGGGGAACAACAACUGCCACCACGGCGAGGACGCGGGUGUGGUGUGCUCAGGUGCCAACGUGACGGAGGAGCAGUUCCAGGUGCGCCUGGUGGGCGGCCCCACCCCCUGUGUGGGGCGGGUGGAGGUGCUGCACGAGCACAGGUGGGGCACGGUCUGCGACGACACCUGGGACCUGUGGGACGCGCGGGUCACCUGUCGCCAGCUGGGCUGUGGGGACGCCGUGGCCGCCCCCGGCCACGCCCACUUCGGGGAAGGAGCGGGGCCCGUCCUGCUGGACCAGGUGGGCUGCACAGGUGAAGAGAACACCUUGGAAGAGUGCGACAAGGGCCCCUGGGGGGUCCACAACUGCAACCACGAGGAGGACGCAAGCGUGGUGUGCGCAGGUUCCACCCCCCUGCAGGUGCGGCUGCGGGACGGCCCCGGGCCCUGCGCGGGGCAGGUGCAGGUGCUGCACAACCACACCUGGCUGGGCGUGUGCGGCCGCACCUGGAGCCUGCUGGAGGCACAGGUGGUGUGCAAGGAGUUGGGCUGCGGCUUCGCCCUCAGCGCACCUGUCGGCGCUCACCUGGCCCCGGGGGCGGCGCUGGAGGGUCUCACCUGUCGGGGCUCCGAGACGCUGCUCCUGGAGUGCCUGAGGGAGGGGGCGAGGCCGGGCACCUGCCACGCAGGUGGGGCCGCAGGUGUCGUGUGCGCCACGCCCAAAGGUGUGCCCCCCACCUGUGCACCCCUGGUGGCCCUGCUGGGGCUGCUGAUGUCACUCAGUGGGGUCCUGCUCUGGCUCACCUUGAGGACCAGGUGUGUGGGAGAAGCCCCAGGUAAAGGUCACCUGGGGGCCAUUUACCUGCCCAGGAGGGUCCCCCCUGAAGAGGUGGAGACGCUGCAGCUCAUCAAGGACGACAACCCCUGACCUCACCUGUCACCUCUCACCUGUCCCCCCCAAACACACCUGGGGGGCUCAGGUGUCCCCACACACCUGGGGCAGAUGGAAGGGGGCAAGAAAAGUGGGAAAAUGGGGUGGAAAUCAAUAAAAUUGGAGGUUUCAGCCAUCCAGGUGAGACGGGUGUGAAUUCUCGGGGGGAGGGGGGAUUGACCCUCCAGGUGUGAAUUUUGGGGGGUCCCCAAACCCUCCAGGUGUGAAAUCAGGUGAGAACACCAAUGAUGUCAUUAAUUAACCAUCAUUUAAUUAGCAUAUGCCCCGCCCAGGUGCACCCAGACCCCACCCCCAGCACUACAGGUACCACCCAGGUGGGACAGGUGAGUCCCAGGUGUCCACAGGUGAGACUCAGGUGAGCCUCAAGUGCCCACAGGUGAGACUUAGGUGCCUACAGGUGAGUUGUCCCAUCCAAAGGGGGACAAAUCCGGGAUCGAGGAAUCUGGGAAGAAGGAUCCAGGUGAGCACCUGCCCAGUCCCAGGUGCACCUGGGGCGCCAGGUGUGGCUGUUCCACCCCAAAAAUCCAGGUGAGGGCUCAGGUGAGGUGUGCACACCUGGCCUCAGGUGUGUCGGGGGUCCCACAGGUCCUGGGGGUGUGUCCAGUGAUGUCACAGCUCAGGUGUCGUGGUUCAGGUGCUGGUUUUGGGGACCACACCUGUCCAGGUGUGCAGGUCCAGGGUCCGCUCACCUGGGGCUCAGGUGUCACAGUUCAGGUGUUGCUGCUGAAGGUUCUCAGGGUGCACACCUGUCCUGGCUCCCUUCACCUGUCUCUCAGGUGUCCUGACACAGGUCCAUCAGCUUUUCGGGGUCCGCA